Molecule: messenger RNA, 915 nt
Organism: Vitis riparia (riverbank grape)
Lineage: Eukaryota; Viridiplantae; Streptophyta; Magnoliopsida; Vitales; Vitaceae
Product: mediator of RNA polymerase II transcription subunit 30
Exons: 3
Coding region: 70-594 (174 amino acids)
Cellular component (GO): mediator complex
Source: RefSeq, a predicted model, not a curated record
UUCAAAACGCUGCGUUUCACCGCCAGAGUGGUUCCUCGGCAAUUUUCUCACGAACCAAACAGAGCUUCCAUGGAAGAUAAAGUUAUGAAAGCAACGCAGGAGCUAGCAUUGGAAGGCCAGAAGCAUCUUGAAGAAACCAUAGAAUCAGCGUUCCAGAUCCUGUCCUCCAUGAACGACGAGCUCUGCAACCCUACUCUUUGGUCAACUCCUCCGCCUCCGGCCACGGCCGCCAGUUCCCACUCCUCCGCAUCCCUAAAUGGGGACGCUUCGUCUGAUUUCUCGCACCACAUGGAGAUUGCCGGUGGUGGAGCUCUCGACGACGCUCGCCUUCGCUACAAAUCCUCCGUGGCUUCGCUGCGUGCUGUUCUCAACGCAAUCCAAAGUUCUCAAAAGGCAAAAGCAUUUGAAGCAAGUUCGGCAGCAAGUGGUUCAGCGUCUCAAGCGGAUCAAGCUGAAAUUGAGAAGUUAGAGGAGCGUGCCUCUAAUUUAAGAAAGGAGCUUGCAGACAAGAACAAGUAUCUCAAGCUUCUCAUAGAUCAGCUUCGAGAUCUCAUUACAGACAUAUCGACAUGGCAAAGUCCGUGUUCCGUGUGAAGUUCAGAACACAUGUGCUUGUCUCACUGAGUAGCUCCUGAGAUUAGACUCUUGAGUCCAAGAAUACACCUGAGGUUAUUGUUCUUUUGUCAUUAGUGUUGGCAUUGAAAAAGGAAAAGCAAAAAAAUCAUUCAUUGGAGAUGUUUCUUCAAUCUGAUUCCAGAAUGUGAUUUUUCCCAAACAGAAAAUUUGGUGUUUAUGGUGAAAUGCUAUAUAAAAAUAGAGCUUUGUGGCUCUUUAAAUUUCCUAGUUUGUUAAAUGCUGUAGACAAGGUAGUUGACAAAUUGCAGAAUGAAAAGUUUAAUUCAUUGUCUUAUGGUC